ACAGAAGCUAUUCAGUAUCAGAGUGCUAUGGUGAAACAUUAGCCCCUGGCCACGCAACUCAGAUAGCCGUCACUAGGGGCUGGGAUAUCUACGUUCUUUCUUUUUUUGCUUUACAGGCAUCGUGGCCAAGGUCCCUCCUUGGCCUUGAGAGGGAGAUGGUGAGCCACAGCAGAAGGGAAGCUGGUGAUCAUCGUAACAGUGUAGUGAUCUGUACACUAGUGGUGUAUUCAGUUUGCUGAUUCCAUGCUCCUGAGAGUGUCAGUGGUUCCAUGGAGUAGUCUCUGCUAAAGUGAUCUCAGCAUUACCAGUCCACCAUGGCACUUAUAUUAGCAAGGUGCCACCUAAAUCCAGUCUAAAUUCAAGCCUUUUAAAAUGACAUCUGCUUGUGAUCAACUUUCAAGACCAUCUUUGUCUCCUACUGCUAUUUUACAACCAGAGCACAAAGAGAAGAAAAAGCAGGGCAAAUUCCAAACAUUCAGGAAGCUGUUUGGUAAAAGAAGGAAAGUACCACCAACAUUUGCUGAAAGAGUAAAUCUAAAAUCCUGUCACUCGUCUGGGGAUGUUCGAAAUGGCAUUGGAUUAGCUACUGAGGAGUCAGAAGAUGAAUUAAGGUCUGUCAGCAUAGGAACCAGGGCAUUAUCCCAUGACAGUAUAUUUAUCCCAGGGGGUUCAUCAUCCAAUCAAACAACAGCACAAGUGACAUCUCAGCAAGGCAUCCCAGGAAAAGUUCGAACCCUUCAGCACCAGCUGGAAAGAAACAUUAAAUUUAGUCAACCACUACAGACUCUUACUGUGAAGAAAAUGGACAAUACCAGAGCCAAUGCAGAAGUUGAUGGGUCUUCCAGAAGUGCAUUAGAAGAAUGCAUCCAGCAAGAAAUCCAAUUACCAGGUUUGGGAUUCAGGGAUCCAACAGCUCGAUCAUCAAGGCCCACCAGCACCCCACCUUCUGCAAGCUCUGGUGGAACCAUUGAAUCGAUUAACCUUGAUGCAGUCCCACAGUCACUGAGCCGCCUCGACAACUCUGCAGCUAGGCACAAAAUUUCUGUCAAGCCACGGAAUCAAAGAGUCUCGAAGAAACGUGGGAGAUUGGCACGGGAGUUGCAGAAUGUGAUUGUUCAUGAAGUUGAAUGUGACCGAGAAGAAAAGGUGCAGAUUCAUGUGGAGAAUGGACAACAACAUUAUAAAGCAGUGGAAGGGAAACAAAAUGAAGAAAAAAGACAUCAAAACGAUGAGGAACAAAAAUGUAGAGAGGAUGCAAAGAAGUAUAAAUUCCAGGAAGAAGACCAAACACAAUAUGAAUUUGCAGAACAAAAGAGACUGGAAGAAGGACGAGAGCAGGAAGGACAAAGAGUAAUGGAGGAGCAAAAAAUACGACAGGAAGAAUGGAGAUGCAGAGAAAUGGAGAAUCAAAAAUUACGUGAGGAAGAGCAGAGACAAAGAGAAAUAGAGGAGCAAAAAUUGCGCGAAGAAGAGCAGAGACGAAGAGAAAUAGAGGAACAAAAAUUGCGUGAAGAAGAGCAGAGACGAAGAGAAAUAGAGGAUCAAAGAUUACUUGAAGAAGAGCAGAGGCAAAGAGAAAUAGAAGAGCAAAAAUUACAUGAAGAACAGAGACAAAGAGAAAUAGAAGAACGAAAAUUGCGUGAAGAAGAACAGAGACAAAGAGAAAUAGAGGAACAAAAAUUACUCGAGCAGAGGCAAAGAGAAAUAGAGGAGCAAAAAUUACAUGAAGAAGAACAGAGACGAAGAGAAAUAGAGGAAAAAAAAUUACGCGAGGAAGAGCAGCGAAGAGAAAUAGAAGAACGAAAGUUGCAUGAAGAACAAAGACAAAGAGAAAUAGAAGAACAAAAAUUGCGUGAAGAAGAACAGAGACGAAGAGAAAUAGAGGAACAAAAAUUACGCGAGGAAGAACAGAGACGAAGAGAAAUAGAGGAGCAAGAAUUGCGUGAAGAACAGAAACGAAGGGAAAUAGAGCAAAAAUUACACGAGGAAGAGCAGAAACAAAGAGAAAUGGAGGAGCAAAAACUUCGUGAAGAAGAGGAGAAGCAAAGAGAAACUGAAGAGCAAAAAUUACAAGAUGAAGAACAGAGACAAAAAAUAGAGGGGGAAAAAUUAAGCAAGGUAGAGCAACAGUGUCGUAAACUAAAAAGGGAAAAAGUUUGUCAAUUUGAGGAGGGACUUUGUGAAGAAGUGAAACAAAAUAGGGAACUAGAAAAGCAACAUCAUGAGAAAGUGAAUUUGAAAACAGAAAAAGAAGAAAGAUGUUUGGAGACGAAAGAGAUGUUUCAAAGUGAAGAGAAAGGAAAAUUGCAUCUUAGUGCUGCUGGAAACAAACAAUCUAAUGAAGAAGCACAAAGAAAAGAUUUGGAAAAGCAAAAUCAGCAGAAGGUUAAACAGCAGUCAGAUUUGCAGAAUCCACAAAGGGAAGAAGAAGAGAGGCAAAAUGAUGAUAAUGUGAUAAGUAAAGAAGAGCAACAAUCCCUUCAGGCACUGGAAGAGCAGCAACGAAGAGAAGAACUUAGAUGGAAAGAGCUGGAUGAAAGACAAACUACAUCACAGCCAUUUUCAUUUCAAGUUGCUUCAGGAGAGAAACAAAUCAUCUUUCCAAAAGUUAAUCUGACUCCUGUGACACAUCCAAGAAAAACUAUACCUUCAUUAGAUGCUACUGUUUUACAUUCUUCUCCGAAGUCAAGUAAAGGUCUCACCUCUUCAAGUUAUGUUCCUCACACAGCCAUUCUGGUCACUGGAGCUCAACUUUGUGGUACUGCUGUUGAUCUGAAACAGAUUAAAGAUACUGCCUGUAAGUCAUUGCUUGGUUUUUCAGAAGAGAAGAAAACCGUUGAUUUGCCAUUUAUUGAAAAAGCAAAUAAGUCAACUCCUGAUAUGAGGAGCAGAAUAGGAAAGUUGAAGUUCAAUGCAGGACAAUCACUUGAUGAGUCGAGAGCUUUAAAUGAGUGGGCUACCAUUAGGGCUAAAAUUCUUAAAAGUUCAAAUGAGAGACUGCAAGAAAAGGAAAGGAGGGUCCAUGGCAGAUUUAGUGAUGAUUGGACUACAUGCAAAGUACCAAGUGCCCAUGGCAGUUUGAGAAAAACUUUAUCUGCUAACGCAAAAUUUUCAAUAACACCCGCAUGGCAGAAAUGGGCAGAUGGCAAUAAAGUUAGUGAUAGUGUUAAAGAAAAUAUAUUUCAUGAAAAGGAGAAGCAAAAUACACCUGGCGAAAAUGUGCCUGUGGCUGAUUCCAUAAUGGAUUCUUUUGAACCCAGCAGGUCUUUGACAUCCAGAGAUAUUGAGCAGGAUGUAACCAAAGACUUAAAAGGUGGUUCACAGUCAGAAAAUCACAAUAUUAGGGUAACAGAUGCUGCUGAGGGUUGCAAGUUUGCCAAAGAUCUUCCAUCAUUUUUAGUUCCAAGUCUUCCUGCAACACCAAGGGAAGAGCGUUCACUGCCACAAGCUCAGCUCCCCAAUGGUAACCGAACAGCAGCAAAUGUGAUCUCUCAAACUGAGGGAAUGAUGGAUACAUCACCAUUUGGGAUAAAAUUACGGAGGACCCACUAUUCUCUUCGGUUCCACUAUGAGCAGCAAGGAGAACAAAAAAGGAAGAAGAGAUACAGUGCUGGAGAUAGUAUGGACGGCAUUCCAGCCUUCCUAGCUGCAAAAGGGAAAGAAAGUGAAUCAUGCACUGUUUCUGGUAAGCAAAGCUCUUGUACCACGAAUAAUAAGAAUAGUAAAAUGUUGAAAGACAGCUUAAGUAGUAUUUCAGACAUUUCACAGACCAGGAUUACACACCUAAGUAGUGCUGAUGUGGCAAAACAUAUUAAAAUUAAACUUGCCGCACUUUCGAAUGAGAAACUUUCAUCAAGACCACAAAUAUCUCAAAAACCAGCUUUAGCACCUAAGCCUACACAGUUCACUGCACCUCCAUCCCCUCACAGUACCUUAAACAAGACAGAUUUUAUUGACAUUGCAGAUCACAAAAACACAAAGUCUUCACUUGAUUCAGAUAUGAGAAAAGAAGAUGAGAAGAAUGGUACCUCAGUGCAAACAUGCAGAUUAAAGAAUGAAGAAGAAACAAAAGAUAAAAAAUCUCUUUUCCCAUUCAUCAACCUUCCAUGGAGGGCAGACAAAAAAACAGACUCCAUUCAGAAAGAAAAACCAAUUCUUCAAAGCAGACAUUCCCUGGACAGUUCAAGGCUUGUGGACAAGGUGGAAUCUGCCCAACCUCUAUGGAUUACAUUGGCAAUGCAGAAGCAGAAAGGAUUCCGUGAACAGCAAGCAAGCCGAGAGGAGAGAAGGCAGGCCAAAAUAGCUGAAAAACUGAUUAAGGGAAACAUAACAGUCUCCAGCUCUACAGACAUUAAAGCAGGCACCCAUUAUAUAAGUUCACUGAAGAAAUCCACUCAAGAUGAAGAAAAGAAAAUUGCAACCAAUAUUGUAUCCAAGGUGGAACGCCGUGAACAUCUGAAAAAAUCUGCCACACUCCCAACUUCUGUCACAGUUGAAAUUUGUGAUUCAGUAGCUUCAACUCCGCCAGUAAAGGAAUUGCCGAAGAGGUUCUCAACUCUUGAUGCAGCACCAGUAUCAGUGGAACCUGCCUGGUUAGCCCUUGCCAAGAGAAAAGCUAAAGCUUGGAGUGACUGUCCUCAGAUAAUUAAAUGACUCCAAAUCAUCUGGGAACUGCCACCAUGUCCUGUACAACCAUCACUAAAUAAAUAGUGCUAAAGUGUAUUUUUUGCAUAUAGAUCAACAAUUUUUUUAAAAAAUCGCUGCAUGUGCUGCAGACAUCACCUUUCACAGUAAGUCAAGAAUGCAAAUACUAUAUAGUUUGUAAAUGUAUAUUUCCAUUUGCAGGCUCUGUAGCUUUCUCAAUAUGCAGUUUAAAUUUGAACAUAAAGGAAUUGCAAUUGCCACUGUAUACAUUUAAAUGUGCUCUUCAAAUGUUUGAGGUCCAGCUGCCACCACUUAACUUAUCACCCAAAUUUUCUUCCAGAAAAGAUCUUUUGUUUGCUUUCAAAUUUCCUUUUGACUUGUAAUACUACAAGAUUUAAAAGAAUUCAAUGCAAUAUUAAAUAUUUUUAUAAUUAUAUAUGAAAUUUAAUUUUAUUUAUUAUAUUACAUGCCUGUGAUUCUAGAACACAAAGGUUUCCUCUUAAUUAUUAACUGGUUAAUAUGGUCAAUACAUAAAACAAGGUUUAGCGAUUAAUUAACUAUAUACCAGAAAACAAAUUUAAAAUGUCAAGAUAAUUAUAGUAACAAAUUACACAAGGUAAGUGAUGAAAAAUUAUUGCCUCCCUUACUCCAUUAUCAUUUAUGUUUUUUUUAUUUUUCCUGCUGAACAAAUUUUGUGUAAAGAAGAGGUCUAUAUGCUCAUUGAAUAUGAUUGUGAAGGCCUGCAUUGUAAAUUGUGCGCAUUUCCUCUGAAACAUAAUGGUAGUUUAUCACUUUAAGUCUGUCUCUGACUAUACAAGCAUGUUUUAUUUUGCACAUUAUGAGGAACAGUGUUUACAAAUGUGAUACUUGUAUACUGCUUCUCAAGUUAUUAUACCUAUGACUACUACAUCAGCCAAAUAAAUUGUACUCACUAAACAAUGGGCUUUUCAGAAAUAUCUUCAGCUGGAAGAAAUUUAAACAGGAUUUACUACUUUUUAUUUUUAUUACUGUGGAGGGGAAGAUCUUGACAUUAUUCAAUUGCAAAUUAGUUUCUUAACUGAUAUAUCUUGUAGUGAUUUUUUAAAAAUUGAUCCAUAUUUGAUAAAGUAGAUACUGCAGCAUUAAUACACAGACCUAACAUACAGGCCCUUUCUUCAAUCACUGUGGUUCAAAGUAUUCAUAAAUUCAAAAAUGAUUAUGCUAAAUUUGAAUUGCUCCAAGUGUAUUUUCCAUUAUUACUAUAAUAAACUUGCAAAGGAUGGUAAAAGACAAGAAACAAAUAGGAUUACAGUGAUCAAAAAGCAUCUGAAAUAGUGUAAUUAAUGAUAAUUUAAGAUGUAGUACAUGUAAAAAAAAAUUCAAUGGGUAAAUAGUUUAAUUAUUAGUUCCUAGUUAGUUAAACUAAUGUUCAUUAGCACUAGUUACAUGUCCUGUUCUUCAGGAAUCAAACUAACUGAAUGAGAAAAGCUGACUUUCAUUAAAUGUACACAGCCUUCAUUCCAACAGAAGUAAAAUAAUAUUCUGCCUACCUGAAUGUAAAAUUUAAAUUCACAGGAAUAAUCAGAUUUUACCUUUACCAGAAAGAAUAUCACCCUUCAAUGAGUUUCCAGCAAUGCUUUUAAAAACUAAGCAGUUAUGUUUGGAGAACAUCAAAGGGAAAACAGAUUUGUGACUGAAAUUAUGGCAGGAACUUUAGAAAUGGCAGUAAUUUUGCCUAUACUGCAUCCAAGAAUAGAAAAUAGCAAACUGGAUAAUUCAAAUUAAAUAGUCAUUCUUUCUUGCAUUAUAAUAUAUAAACAGCUAUCCACCACAUACUCUUGACCUGUAUUUCUUUUGCCAAUGUAUGCACAUUAUUAUGAUUUUUUAAAAAAAUUUUCAUGGAACUUGAUUUAGUCUGGUAUUUGAGAAGCUACCACUUGUUUCUUUUUCUUGAUGAAUUGAUGCACAUAUAAAACAAAGAUGGAAUUUUAAGUACUAUCUGAAAUAAUGUAAGUGUAUACCAUGCCAUUUGUUAUGUAAUUUCAUAAUAUGGCAUAAAAUAUCAAGAAAAAAAAACAAACUGCACAGUUUUUAUGUAGCAUGUCCAGAUAUAAACAUUAGCUUUUCUAAUACAGAAUUUCUUGAGCCUUCUAUUAAAACAUCUUUCCAGGUAGAAGGCACGUAAAUGCUAUUAUCAUGUUGUCAACAUACAGAUUUUCAUGAAUUUGAAUGAUAUAAUUCUGCUAUUUGAGCUUUAUAAAAGAUCAGAUUAAGUGUGAAAAACAAAAGUGCAAAUGUGCAUAUAGAGAUAUAUGAGGGGUGAUUGUUAAGGUAGAAGGAGUCAAUUUUAGAAAACCUAGCACAUUUAUUUUUCAACGUAGUCCCCUCCUACAUUUACACACUUAUUCCAGCG
Molecule: messenger RNA, 7036 nt
Organism: Mobula hypostoma (lesser devil ray)
Lineage: Eukaryota; Metazoa; Chordata; Chondrichthyes; Myliobatiformes; Myliobatidae
Gene: cracd
Product: capping protein inhibiting regulator of actin dynamics
Exons: 9
Coding region: 373-4653 (1426 amino acids)
Biological process (GO): negative regulation of barbed-end actin filament capping; maintenance of gastrointestinal epithelium
Source: RefSeq, a predicted model, not a curated record